Messenger RNA from Amoebophrya sp. A120, 3238 nucleotides. Lineage: Eukaryota; Dinophyceae; Syndiniales; Amoebophryaceae. The record is from the annotation of a GenBank genome assembly.
GUCGUAGUCGUUCUUCGUGGCUAAGAUAGUCAUCCGUUCAUCGUUCUUUUGUUGCGUUUUCGUUCUUUCUUGCUCGUGCAGACACCGUGCAUUCUUUCGUACACAUUUUCUUCCUCGUCCGUCAUAGAAGCAUGUAGUAUGCUAAUAGAAUCCUUCUUGUGCGUCGUCCUAUUGAUAAGCAUCACAUGAUUGAAUUUAUCUAAUUCAGGAAACUAUUUACACAAACCAAAUUUUCACCCUCUCACUUUCUUACUACGGUAAAACGACUACCACCGUCGCCAGCAUUCGCAGCGUCAUUGCAAUUUUAAAACCUGAAACAACAAAGAGAAGAUGUCGAUCGAAUAUAGUAGUUGUGUCGGGAAAGAGGAGGAAGAGGCGUGGGGAUAUAAGUGUAAAGUCCUGGAGAACCUGGUGGUCGCGAAGGAGGUAGUCAACCAGAAGCUCAGUGAAGACGUGACUAAAUUGCGUCGAAAAGUGCUUGUUUCGGCUAUGAAGGUGGAGUUGCUGUUAAAGCAGAAAUUGAAAAGCCACACUGUGGAAAAAGCCCCGCAAUCGAAGGACACUGGGUCUACGAGUGGUGGUUCAUUAGACCACGAGAGCGGCGGCUCUAUGUCAGAUACUGAGUCAGAGGGUGUUUCUGCGGCCGGGUUUACUUCGCGCGGGCUGGGGCGAACCUGCUGUUCGGAUGUUACAAUUUUGCCUGAGGCGAACGAGUCCACCACACACACCACGUCCACGCUUCGGUUGCUUGCCCGCAGCAGCACCUCCUCCUGGGAAGUUUUGCCGCGGGCAGGAGCCACUACGCUGGAGCACGCUUGCGGAGCUACAUCUUGCCUAUCGGGUAGUAAGAAUUAUGCGGCCACUGCUGAACAGAAAGAUGGAGCUGAAGCGGGCGGAAAGCUGGUUGAACUUGAAGCGAAGGAAGGAAAAAAUGAGUCCGAAAAGAACGCGACAAUGCCAUCGGUUGGCGGUAAGGGGAAAGGCAAGUGCGCCGGACCCAUUGCGGGCAAGGGAAAGGGCAAAGGGCCGGCCGUCGGUGGCAAAGGAGCAGCCGCACCUGCGGGGAAAGGGGGACGACACCUCCCGGGGAAAAAGACGGAACGAAAAUUUCGCAAACCAGCGCUCAACCGAAGGGGAACGACGGUCAGUUUGUUUUAUGACGCCAAGUACUUGCCCGUGGAAGACGAAGAUUGUGGCAAGAGCGAGACAAAGGCGGCCACCGUCUGGGAUACAGCCGUUGAACAAGAAAUUUCUGCCGAUACAAUACAAGAUAUGUUCUCUACUGCCACAGGUGGGAUGAAAAGCACGAACAAAGCCAGCGAGCAGGCGGCUGUUGACGAGAAGGCUGACCUCUCGAGUACGAGUUGUGCGACGAAAAACCCAGUCACGUCCUCUCUUGCGGAGAGACCAGAGAGCGCAGUGCGCAGGUUCGAGUUUUUCUCCAAAGACGAAGUUAUGCGAAUCGGGGUGGGCAAGCGCAACCUACCAGAGGGGCGGGAAGCGCUGGGUGAGGCGAUGAGGACCUUGCAGGGGAUGAACCUGGAACAACUGGAGGCGCUGAAAAAACUUCUUCCGACAGAGGAGCGCAUGACGGAGCUUCGGCAAAGCCUGAAGGAAAACCAGGAGGAGGCGGCAAAGCAAGGGCAAACGCUGAAGAUUGGGAGGGUUGCGCGAUUUUGCUUGGAUCUCUUCGAGAUCGACGAGCUCAGGGAGCGGCUCGAUGUCUGGAUGUUGCUGCUCGAGUUUGACACAAAAAGGACCGAAAUCGCAAAUCACUUGCAGCUAGUCGAGGACGCGAGCCGGUGGGUCCGUGGUGAAAAAGCUGUGGCGAAACUCCUGCACGGUAUCGUCCAGAUUGGCAAUGCGCUUAACGUAGGGGCGAAAGCGAGGGAGCGAGCCGAUGGGUUCGGCCUGGACAUCUUGGCAAACGCAAAGCUGGAAGCUGUGAAGCCCACCAACGGCGGCGUCCUUCGCGACGUCCCGCGAUUUUUCGCAGAGCACGCACCCAACAAAGGGGACCUGCCGCCGGCAAGAAAUUUAGUGGACAUCAUUGUGAUGGCACAGAAUCACACGGACUGCCGGAGGGUGUGUGCGGAGGGAAAGAUCCAGUUGGUAAAAGUUGCCGCAGGGAUGGGUGCGGUUGAAAUGGCGCGGCGAGCUGCACUGCUCAAGGCCGAGGUGGAAAGCCGGCUAGCGUUUAUCAACAAAAAAGAAGUAGCACGUGGCUCCGGUGCGGCAGGUGAUAGCGUGAGUAUCUCGGGGCUGGCAGCCAGCAAGCACUUCUUCGAAACCGAAGCUUUACCUCAGUGCGAAGCGCUGGUGAAAAAAAACCAAGAGGUGGAAAAAGAUUUUGCGGCAACACAGGAGUACUUUCUAGACAAGAUUCGUGACUACAAGGACUUCUUCGGCAUCUUCACCCAAUUCCUGGAAUCUGUGCGAAAGAGCUAUGACCACUGCAAGCCGCUGAUAGACGAGAUCGAACGAAAAAAGGCGAGAAACUACAAGUAGAUUUUGUCGUCGCGCGGUGGUGGUUGAGCCGGCAUUUCUUUCCGUUACAGCCAGAAAAAGCAACUGAAGCGUUGCGGUGCGGCUCCUGGCGGGACUAGGUGGCAUCUUAAAUGCACCACCAAAAAUUCGCUGCAGAAAAAUCCGUGUACAAUAUUCAGUUUUUUUCCGUCACUGUCACUCAGUUUUCAUCUUUCUUGUUGAGCCAAACUGGGUCUCGACCGAUGUUAUCAACUUUCAGUAAACCACAUGAGAAUCACGCGUUUCCGAAUGAUUUUUUGUAGAUUGUUUUCAUUUAUACGACCAUUUUGAGGCUACCACGUCCAGUUUGAAGUGCAAUUUUAAUACGCUGAAAGAUGCUACCUUUUUUGGGCAAUUUGUUACAGUUUUUUCCAUCAUAUCAAAUGUCAUAUUCUCAUACGAACGCAUUUACAAGUUGCAGAACCUCCGUCUGGACGAACGGGAAGGUUUUUUUUUCUCUACACAUUCAACCGCAAGCACCAACACACUUUCAUGGUCAAGUACACAUUCAACCGCAAGCACAAACAUACAAUCAUGGUCAAUAGCGUCAAUAUCCAAUUCAAUCUUUUCGAAAAAGAAGUAAAAGUAAUUGCAAAGGGAAAGGUAAAUUCUGAAUAAUGUUAAAACGGCUACCCCUACCCCUUCCUGAUCCGAAUCCCACCAGUGAACGAAAUACCGUUCCCCUGAAAUCCAAAAAGAUACCGAAAACCAG